Molecule: messenger RNA, 891 nt
Organism: Cyclocybe aegerita
Lineage: Eukaryota; Fungi; Basidiomycota; Agaricomycetes; Agaricales; Hemipholiotaceae
Source: the annotation of a GenBank genome assembly
AUGGAUCGCUACCAGAAGAUCGAGAAAGUCGGCGAAGGAACCUAUGGUGUCGUGUACAAGGCCAAGGAUGUCGGGUCGGGUCAGAUAGUCGCACUAAAGAAGAUCAGGCUAGAGGCAGAGGAUGAGGGUGUGCCCAGUACGGCCAUCCGCGAGAUCAGCCUGCUCAAGGAGCUGAAGAACGAGAACAUCGUCCAGCUGCUCGACAUCGUGCAUGCGGAUCAAAAACUGUACCUCGUAUUUGAGUUCCUCAACGUCGACCUCAAGCGGUACAUCGAGACGGGAAAUCAAAAUCGUACGCCCAUUUCUCUGCAGAUCGUCAAGAAAUUUACUCAUCAGUUGAAUUCGGGUCUUUUGUAUUGUCACUCGCACCGUAUCCUCCAUCGCGACUUGAAGCCUCAGAACCUUCUCAUCGACAAGCGGGACAAUCUAAAACUCGCUGAUUUCGGUCUGGCGCGAGCUUUUGGUAUUCCUAUGAGAACGUACACCCACGAGGUUGUCACUUUGUGGUACCGCGCUCCCGAGGUCCUCCUCGGUUCUCGCCACUACUCGACCGCGAUCGAUAUGUGGUCUGUUGGCUGUAUCUUUGCCGAGAUGGCCAUGCAAGGAGUGCCUCUCUUCCCCGGCGAUUCAGAAAUCGAUCAAAUCUUCAAGAUUUUCAGGAUCUUGGGGACGCCGAACGAGGAGGUCUGGCCUGGGGUUGGCAGUCUGCCCGACUACAAGACGUCGUUCCCUCAGUGGUCGCGCCAGGACAUUGCACGUAUCGUGAAUACGCUAGACGAAGCAGGCCUAGAUUUCCUGAAGCGCGUCCUCGCAUAUGACUCUGCGAGGCGCAUCUCUGCAAAACGCGCCCUGCAGCACCCUUAUUUCGCCGACUACAACCCAUUAGCAUAA